UGUCCAGUGCUCAAUCCCUGUUUAAAGUUAACCAAAGACCUACCCACUGAAAGACAAAACCAAGAAGAAUCUCGACUUGCUUGUUUUUCAAGUUUUUACCAGGUUUUUCCAUUAUCUUGUUCUUUUUGUUUUUCUUUUCUUCCCAACACAAACCUCAAGGAAACUGUUUUUCUUCCAUACCUUGAUACCUCCAUCUCCAAGAUAUGAAAACCUAUACCUUUAUCUUCCACCUCUGAUCCAUGUUUCUUGAUUUUCUUUGAAGAUGGUUCAAAGAAAGGUACCCACAAAGCUUGGAAUCCAAGAUGAGCAUAUUAAAUCCGAGAACCGGUUGGGGAACCUCAAACAAACAUCUUGUCAGAACCAGGAUGGCAAGAACAGAGGACCAGAUAUGAAGAAGAGAAUGAAAAGAUCCAAAUCAAUCAAGCUUUCAGAUUUUGAGAGUUUGAAUUCAUCCCCUUUGAGGAAAACCUUGUCCCAGCCUGGAAAGCCACCUCCUCUCAGUGCUUCAACCGCUGCAGCCACCCCACAGAAGCAGCAGCCUAUUAUCAGAACUGGUGGAUCACCAAAUUACAUGAAGGCUACUUCCAGUUCUGAGGCAAGAAAGGAGCGUUCUCAGGUGAGUUCCUUGAACACUCCAACUGCUUCGGAUUGUAAGCAUCUACGUAGAAGAAAUUCAAGCAGUUCAAAACUUAGCUCUGCUUCAAGUAAUAGAGCAACAAGGACAUUAACCAAGUCAUCUAGUUUGAAGCUGGUGAGAACUUUAACAAAGUCUCCCAGUUUUAAGCCAGUGAGAAAUGCUGCAAGAAAACGUUCCAAGGUAGCUCUAUGUGCAGAUAUGGAUGUACGGAAAGCUACCUGUUCUUCAACUCUCAAGGACUUGAAGUUUCCUGCUUAUCUCAUGCUCAAUCCAGGGGGUACCGAGGCGGAAGGAACUUCAGUCAUGAAGGUCUGUCCGUACACCUACUGUUCGCUUAACGGUCAUCAUCGCAGUCCUUUGCCUCCAUUAAAGUGCUUCUUGAAGGCGAGAAGGCGUGCAAUGAAGGUCCAAAAGAGUGCAAAAUUGGAUGUUUUAUCCCCAUGUAGAGCCAAGGUGUUUGGUGAUGGAACAGAAGAAAUUAGAAAUCAACUACCAAUUUUCUCUGAUGACAAAGCACCACAUAAGGAAGCAGAUUCUACUAACUCGGCAAAAAUUCCUAUGGUAAAAGAAGUGGAUAUGGAUUUCUUUGUAGAAAUCUAUGCCAAAAAUGCAGCUGUUGGCCCUGAAGCAACUGAAAAGCACACGGGAGAGGAUGAUGUGGGAACCAACAGUUUUACUGGAGAACCCAAUAGAUGUGGUGGCGAAGAAGAAACAGCUGAACACGAGAACAUGGAGCAAGUUGAUGAGAACCUGUCGAAUGCAUUGCCACACCUGGAGACUGAUUUCAAGGAAAACUAUGGAUCGAAAAGUAAUAGUUGUAUGAUAGGGGACUUUCUUGCAGAACAAACAGCAGAUGUGAAUGCAGACUACCCAGCUCAAGGAGGAAGAAAAACAAAAAAGUACGACAAAGAAAAUCAAACCGAAGGGGAAUGCCAUGCAAACAUGGAGGAAGAUGAUAGCAUUACUGAUAUGGAGUGGGAGGAGGGGCGAUUGCCUACCUCAUGUUUUGAUAUAGAAGCUCAUUAUUUAGACAAGUCUGACAAAGAAUCUUGUAUCAGUGAUGAGUGCCUGUCAGACAUCAAAAAGUUUAAUUUGACUGAAGAACCUGAUAUCACGAGAUCAGAUGACAUAAUUAGCAACUGCACUGAGGAGAUUCUAGCUGAUGAGGUAUUGCAAGAACUCUUUGAAGAAGAAACCGCCUCCUCUAUCACACAUUGGAGUGAUAGUGAUUCCACAAGUGAAGGAACGCUACAGACUUGGGAGAUCCUUGAGACUGCCCAAGUGGCUGGUGAUAUAACUUAUGACAACCAACUUUUUUCCAUUGAAUAUGCAUUUGAGGGACCAACAACAGUGGAAGAGAAGAGUGAAGAUAUGGAGAAAGGUUCAACUGUUGCUGUGACUGCUUCAACUUCAAUGGAGUCAAUUGUGGAAUCAACAGCAGUCGAUGAGAAUAAUCAGGAGGAUGGACCUUGUGAAACAGAGCAUGGUAUCUUUGAAAAUAAUCCUCUACUUGGUGAUGCAGAAAAAGAUUGCAAUACUAAUGUAACAACUGAAGCUUUGAAAGGUCACCAAGAAGAUAAAUCACUUCGAGCCAAAGACACAACUGAGUUGCUUCAAGGUCAAAAUGUUUCUUCUCAGACUUUGGAUGAGAUAGGCAACGCUGGAACAAAUGAAGGCCAGAAGUCCAGGGAGACGCAAACUGAUCAAAUAUUGGUUGUCACUACUUCCACUAUAAAAGAAGAAGAGCAAGUUGUCAAUGUCAAAUUGUCCAUGGGUGUCCAAAUUUCUGAUUCAUCUGAGAGUUUCUCUGAAGCAGAUCAAGAGGAUAUUGAGGACAAUGACACUCAAAACCAGAUAACUGCUGAAGACAGCAGUUCAAGUGAAGAGCGUCUCAAUCAACACAUUCCAGCUAAGGAUGUGCAGAAUGAGAACCAGAGCCUAUUGGGGGAACAUGAAGGGGGUGCUAACAAAUUCAAAAUCGGAAGUUCCAAGGAUUCUGAGGAGCAGAUUGAUUCAAGCAUACAUCAGAUAAGUUCAGAAAGAUGCCAUACAGGAGAAGUUGAGAAGAAGGAAGUGGAACUCUGCAAUCAGUCAGAUACAGCAGAAACGUUCUUUGCAGCCACUAAUGGAAUUGGUGCAGGAUCAAAGAGAAAAUCCCUUUACAAAGGAAGCAAUUCCCGCCAAGAACUUGCCAGUACCUUUAACAACAGGAAGUGGAUGACCAAAUGCAAGAAACCCAUCAUGGACUUGGAGGAAGAGCGGAAAUUCAACCCGAGAGAACCAAAUUUCCUUCCUGUUGUUCCUGACCCAGAGGCAGAGAAGGUCGAUCUCAGGCAUCAGAUCAUGGAUGACAGGAAAAAUGCCGAGGAAUGGAUGCUUGAUCAUGCACUCCAACAAGCUGUCACCAAACUUGCUCCUGCUAGGAAAAGGAAGGUCGCACUUCUUGUUGAAGCUUUUGAAACAGUCUUGCCUAUACCCAAAUAUGAAACUCAUAUCAGGCAUGCAUCAACAGCCUUUUCUCACACAAUAAGACCUAUUCAAGCAUGCAGCUGAUGGCACUUUCAAAGGUGAUGAUAAAAAGAGAGCAGCUUUGGUACAAUCUACCUACAGUAGGUUGCUAGUCUAGGGAGUAUUGUCAUAGUCAGAGCAAGGCUUAUGAUCUAGGAGUAAACAACUGAUGUUUACAGAGCAACUAAUACCUUCAGCUUAUACAAAGAACUGAAGAAAACACUUGGGAUGGUGGUUGAAUGGAGAUUGAAGUGUAGAUACAUGCAGUUAAUUGUUUUUCCUAAGAUCAUUGGGUGAAGAACUAGCUAAGACUUUAAUAUAUAUUUAACUAGCAAUAUCAAAUAUGGUGUUUGAGUUAUUUGGUGUUAUAGGAGGGAACUGCACCUCCAACUGGUGUUAAUUUUAAACUGUUACUCUCUGCUUAAUAUUAUAUACUGUAGUAAGAUUGUUGUAA
This is a messenger RNA of Manihot esculenta (cassava), 3599 nucleotides long. RefSeq names its product calmodulin binding protein PICBP. The coding region runs from base 263 to 3190 and encodes 975 amino acids. The record is from RefSeq and is a predicted model, not a curated record. Lineage: Eukaryota; Viridiplantae; Streptophyta; Magnoliopsida; Malpighiales; Euphorbiaceae. Gene Ontology annotation, molecular function: calmodulin binding. The transcript has 2 exons.